Molecule: messenger RNA, 882 nt
Organism: Colletotrichum chrysophilum
Lineage: Eukaryota; Fungi; Ascomycota; Sordariomycetes; Glomerellales; Glomerellaceae
Exons: 1
Coding region: 1-882 (293 amino acids)
Source: RefSeq, a predicted model, not a curated record
AUGAUGGUCAACGUGCCCUGGAGUGGAUCGUACCCUUGGGGUCAAGCUGGCGGUGUCAGCGCAACUAUGCCCAAUGGUGACGUCUUCACCGUCCACAUUGACCGCAGCAUCACAGAUCCCAACCCAGCUGGCGAUGCUUGGCACAAAUACGAGUUGGACAAGCCGUUCAAGUGCUAUUCGUACCACUGGGACAAGGUUUACCAGCUGGCCGACAGCAAGUGGUGUUCCAGUGCCUACGUGUGCAACCACCGCGGCAAGCCGUACGUCAACCCCGGCAGCGGUGGCGGCAACAACAAUGACAAGGACGACACGACCAUCACCGGCUCUACCAACUCGGACUGGGUGGAGCUGUACGAGCAAACCGCGGAGAACGUAGUCGCGACUGUCCGACGCAUGUUCAACGACAAGAGUACCGAUUGCGAUACCACGGCCAUCUCGAUCGGCUCGGGCUGUACCAUUGAGUGGUCAUGCCACGCCAACGAGGGCCACUCUGAGCUGCAUUCCCUGCAGCGACUCUCCGCCGCGUUUGCCAACCUCGGCAAGACCAAGGAAUACUCAUCGAAGCGCGAGACGACGACUCGUAUCUGUCGCACGCCGGACACACGCCCCGGCCGCGAGGGUCAGUGCCUACAGUGGGUGGACAAGGUCGACCACUACGUCAAGGUGCCGCGAAAGAUUAAGAUGACGAUGGACAACAUCCCACCGAAAGGCUCGGGCCGCAACCCCUCCGAGCAUGGCAACAUGGAAUACGAGAUCAAGUGUAACAAGUCGUCGCUUGAGUGCGCGCUUUGCAACAUCAUCGGAACCGGCCUCACGGUGCCAUCAGCUGGAGUUGGUGCAUCCGUCUUGAUCGGCUGUAUCUCGUCGCCUUUAUGCCGGUAG